GAAUCGAACAAAGUAGCUUAUUAUGGUGUGAGCUUUAACCCGUAUGACCCACGCGAUGAAACCGUCUUUGCCGCCGUGGGUGGUCGAAGUGUAAUUAUCGCUCAAUUUGAUAGCUCUAAAUCUGUAUCUCUCGAGGUGUUACAAACUUAUGUGGACGAGAAUACAGAUGAAAAUUUUUAUUGUUGCGCAUGGUCUUUUGAUCCAAAUACUGGUGCACCUUGGCUUGCUGUUACUGGUGCUCAGGGUAUUAUUAAAAUUAUAGACUCUAGUGUUGGCAAUGUAGUACGGGAAAUCAAUGAAAUUAAAUUUCAUCCAAGAAAACCAACAUUAUUAUUCUCGGCCAGCAAAGAUUUUUCUGUGCGAUUAUGGAAUGUAAUGACUUGUAUGCCUAUUUUGGUUUUUGGUGGUGAAUGCGGUCAUCGUGAACCUGACGUACAUUUAUCUGGAGAUUUCUUGGCUUCUUCUGGAAUGGACCAUGCUGUUAAAAUCUGGUCACUAUGUACACCAGUGGUCAGGAAUACCAUCGAGUCUUCCUUAAAACCUACACAAUAUUCACGUCCUCAACCAUCUUCAUCUAGGCAACCAACAUGCUGUAGAACACAUGGAAAACCGUCAGCUCCUGUAUUCGUACAUUUUCCUAUUUACUCAACGGCUCAAUUGCACAAUAAUUAUGUUGAUUGUGUAAGAUGGUACGGUGACUUAUUAUUUUCAAGAUGUGCGGCUGAUGCAACAAUUAUAUUAUGGAAGCCUAGUGUCGAAUUGAUAGCGAAUGACAACUCUAAUGUUACAACUACUAUUGUUGGCGGACCUGCUCAAUCAUCAAGCUACGAUAUAGUUUGCGAAUUUGAAUUUGAUCAUUGUGACAUUUGGUUUCUUAGAUUUGGUAUUUCUCCAGACUUCCAACAACUUGCAACAGGAAAUCAAAUUGGACAAAUUUUUUUGUGGGAUUUACAAGAGAUUCCAUUACUUAUUGACAAAUAUAUCGAUAAAAAAAAGUCCAAAAAUACAGGAACUAAUAAAAAGGAAAAAGUUACAAUGAAAAAGAAAGGAAAUGGAUCAAAUGGUGGAAACGGUAAAAAAUCUGCUUCAGGUGCGAAUACUCAUACUACUGAUUCCAAUGGUGGUUCUACUUCCUCUGAUUCAGGUAAUCACGCUAGCGAUAAUUUGAAUCCAGAAAAAGUCGAAAGGAAAGAAUGUAAACCAUCGGUACUAGGUGUAGAAUCAUGUGAUAGUACAAUAAGACAAAUUGCAUUUUCGAAAAACAGAAAUUGGAUGGUUGCGGUCUGUGAUGAUGCGACCAUUUGGUGUUGGAAAAUGAAUAGAGAAGUUCAGCAAGCUGGAAAUAGCAGAUACGAUCCAAUGGUUAUAGAUGACUAA
This is a messenger RNA of Racocetra persica, 1377 nucleotides long. NCBI's taxonomy places the organism in Eukaryota, Fungi, Glomeromycota, Glomeromycetes, Diversisporales, Gigasporaceae. The record is from the annotation of a GenBank genome assembly.